CACUGUCCAGCAACAAAGCCAUAGGAUUGAAGCCCUUCAGAGAGACCUGCAAGCCUCUGCCUCAGUUGGUGAACUUUCCCAGCAGCUGGACAUGGAGCCUAAAACAGGCAUGCAGCUAGAGGACCAAAACCAGACUUUGCAAGAAGAGCUGUCCACUCUGCGUGGGAAGUAUGAAAAACUGGAGGAGAGCAAAUGCCAGCUGCAAGAAGAAGUGACAAAAGUCCAUCAUCAUUUGGAGACUUUCGUGCUGGAUGGCAGCCAAACAGCACAAUGUAAAAGAGAGGCGGAAGAACGAGCUGACCAGGAAAUAAGUCAAAAGCCACAAGACGUCAGUCUCGUUCUGCAAGCACAGGCAGCCUCCCAGGCUCGAUUAGAACAAAACGGAGACAGUCAUUGCGAUUCAGUGAGAAUCCAGUUAGAAGAAAGAAUUAGAGAUCUCGAAAGUGAACUGGACAGGGUAAAAAAAUCCCAACAAGAGAGUGCUUCUCGUAAAGAAGCAACGCGGGGAGAAAUGGAAAUGUACAAAGACCUGUACCUGGAGGAAUUGAAAACUAGAAGAUGCCUAGACAAGAAACUGGAAAGGUUGGAAAAGCUUCUGAGGGUAGAUAGGAGGAAACUCAGGGUUAAUGAAGAGAAAGAAACCCAGUCCCAGCUGGAAGAAAUGAAGAACAGAUAUUCUGAAAAGGUCAAGGAAGUGGAUAGAUUACGAACAGAGGUUGCUGAACUUUCCCAGCAGCUGGACGGGGAAAGUAAAAAGUGCACGCAGCUGGAAGCCAAAAAUCAGGAUUUGCAACAAGAGCUGUCUACCCUGCGUGGGAAGUGCGAAAACCUGGAGAUGGACAAAUGCCAGCUGCAAGAAGAGCUGGCAAAAGUCCAGCACCAUUUGGAGACUAACAUGGUGAAUCGCACCCAACUAGAACAAUGUAAAAGAGAGGCGGAAGAACGAGCUGACCACGAAAUCAGACAAAAACUCCGAGAAGUCAAUGAGUUUUUGCAAGCACAGGCAGCCUCCCAGGACAGAUUAGAACAAAUCAGAACCAGUCAUUUAGACUCACUGAAAAAACAGUUAGAAGACAGAAUUAGAGAUCUUGAAGGUGCACUGCAAAGGAUAAAAAGCGACCAACCAGAAAGACCUUUUCAGAAAGAAUCCACCCAGGCAGAAGUGGAAAUGUACAAAGAGCUCUAUCUGGUGGAAGCAAAAACCAGAAAAAGCCUAGCCAAGAAACUGGAAAGAGCUGAUGAGAGACUUGCAGAGGCCGACAUCGAGCUCUUUUGGGAGCGCCAUAGAAGCAAAUCUGCAGUCACAAGCAGAGCUGUCAGCAUACAUCUGGCUGCAAGUCCACUUCUGGAUCCAGCUGGCCUGGGAUGUCUUGGCAACAGUUUGGGACUGAACAGAAGUCUGGGUCUCAGAACACCACCCAGACAUCUGUGGUAAAGCCAAAGAUUUUAGGACAUCAGGUUUGUA
This is a messenger RNA of Pseudopipra pipra, 1465 nucleotides long. RefSeq names its product ankyrin repeat domain-containing protein 26-like. Lineage: Eukaryota; Metazoa; Chordata; Aves; Passeriformes; Pipridae. The transcript has 7 exons. The coding region runs from base 92 to 1435 and encodes 447 amino acids. The record is from RefSeq and is a predicted model, not a curated record.